Molecule: messenger RNA, 2937 nt
Organism: Lingula anatina
Lineage: Eukaryota; Metazoa; Brachiopoda; Lingulata; Lingulida; Lingulidae
Product: leucine-rich repeat and coiled-coil domain-containing protein 1-like
Cellular component (GO): cytoplasm
Molecular function (GO): protein binding
Source: RefSeq, a predicted model, not a curated record
GCAGCGGUAUCUUUGAGAUGAAGGAACGUAAACAAAAAAUAUCACCCAAAGAUGACUUCUUUUGGCAUUGAUGUAGACUCUGAAGAAUUAUGUAUGAUAGACUCAGGACUUCAAAGUUUAAGCGACGUUCCCAUAAGGCAAUAUAAUAACCUGAAGGUGCUGAAUCUUCAUUGCAACUUUCUUAGAAGGAUCGAGAACCUGCAGCUGAGGAGCUUACUCCAUCUGGACCUGUCGUCCAAUCAGAUUGAAAGAAUUGAAGGACUCGACAGCUUAUCAAACCUCAGAACGCUGAAUUUAGCUUGUAAUCAAAUCACCACUGUGCAGGGAUUAGAUGGUCUAAGGGCGUUGGUGAAGCUUAAUCUUUCCUACAAUCACAUCACAGAUAUAUCAGGUUUUCACAGACUCCAGGGGAGAGACUACAAGCUUUCUCAUGUGGAACUACAAGGGAACCGUAUACAGUCAGUACAGCAUGUGAUAGCCAGUCUGCGAGGUUGCCUGAACCUGAGGAGAUUCACCCUGGCACAAGAUGGAAGUGAUAACCCAGUGUGUUCUUGGAGCAGCAUCAUGAGUGCAGUUCCACAGUUACAGAUACUGGAUGGAGUCAACAGAGAUGGCACCCCAGUGCAGGCAGCUGAUAUACUGGCAGACAUUCCUGGACUGGAUCAAUACAUGGAGUUUUUGUUGCCAUCAAGCAGCAAUUCUGUAAGUGACAUGGAUCCUGUUGCACUGGCUACUCCACACAUUGAUGAAGCUCUGGAGAAGUUCAAAGAGAGGGCAGUCAUGUCCACCUCUGAGGUCAGUACCAGCAGCACCACCACUGACCAGGAGACUGCACAGAGAGAGGGGCAGCGGGACAGACUAACCAGUGGAAACAAGAGUCCCAUAGGGUCUCGGCUGUCCAUUGAUCAUGAGCUGAGACUGGAGAAGUUAGAACACCAGCUAGCACAGGUGUUAUAUGGAGGAAAGUCAACUAGGUCACCAAAGGUCACUUCACCAAGGGCACCCAAGGUCAGUCCAUUAAGGUCAAGGUCACCUCAAGGUGGAAGUAAGACAGCUAGAUUGGUCGCCAAGAGAGAUGUUGACCAAACUGACGAGAGCGACAGUGAGGGCCCCAAGGCUGCAGGCAAGUCUCGCAGGUCAAGGAAGACGAAGAUUCCAAGUUAUCAGCGGGCCACGGUGGCCAGCAGGGAGAGGGAGAGAAAAGCACAGUCAUCAGGGGUCUCCUCUAGUCCUAGUGGUGAGGACCUCACCCAGCCAGCCCCAGGGUCUCCAGUAUCAGGCCCCAGGGUUCUCAGCCAGGGAGAGGGACCCACCGCUUACGCUGCUGACAGGCAGCUCAAGUCAGAGAUAGAGGCUACAUACGUGCAAUUAAUGCAGGAACUGGAAGGUGAAAGAGAGAGAAGAUGGAAGGCAGAGCAAGCCACCAAGAAACUUGUUGAUCAUAUUCAGAGCAUGAGAACAAAAGCCAAAGAAGAUCACGAUCUCCAAGAUGUCGCCAUCCAAGCAACCACCAGGUUAAAACAAGCCUUGACCAAUGAGAGAGAAGCCAAGCUGCGCCUUAAAGAAGAAGUGGACAGUUUAAAGCACCAAGUGAAAGUGAUGACAGAGAAGCUGGAGGCUGCAGAAGAAGGGGAGAAUAGACAACACCAGGCAUUGAAAGCCAUGGAACAAACUACGGCCAGGGCUGAGACUGAACACAUACAGCAGCAAGCACAUGAGGUUAAGAAAACCCAGGAAGCUCUGGCCAGAGCAGCAGCAGCCAGUCGUGAGGUGGAUCUCUUGAAGAACUCUGUAAAAACUCUGAAAUCUCAAGUCCAUUCCUUGCAGGAGUUGGUGGCCAAUAGGGAGCAGGAACAUAGGAAAGUGUUGGAAGGUAAAUUUGAUCUAAACAGCAAGGAGAUGCAGGAUGCAAUUGCCAGGGAAGUUUCUACAAUAAGAGAGCAGCAUUCCAGCCAAUUACAAAUACAACAAGAAAAGAUGGACACACUGAUGAAGCAGUACACAGAGCUGGAGGAUGAGUUCAGAAUGGCUUUGCAGAUUGAAUCAGACAGAUUCAGAGAGCUUCAGGCAGCCUUUCAAAAGAAUAGCCGUGAGGCAGCAGAGAACACACAGGCUUUGUUGGUUGCUCAGAAGAAGGACGAGACACAGACACAAAUGAUAGCAGAUCUUACUGCGUUGGUAAAGGAACAAAAAGGAAGACUGACUGAACUUUCAAAAUCCAGACAGGAGCAGUUACGGGAGCUCAGGGAGAGAAACCUUACUCUUGAGGGCCAAGUAGAAGAUGCCAGAAAGAAAAUGGUUCAACUCGAGCUACUGAAACAGGAAAGAACCAAAAUGCAAUCCCAGAUCCAGGCGCAGGAGUCAGUUAUAGAGGGACUGAAAGCAGAACGCAAGCUUUGGGGUCAGGAACUUGCUCAACAGGGGUCAGCAUUGGCGCAGGACAGGGGGCGGCUGGAGGCCAAGAUAGAGGCACUCACCUCAGAAGUCAACUCUCUGAAGAAACAGUUAGAUAGAGAAGUUGAUGCCCUGAAGAUAAAAUCCAAGAUGCUGGACGACCAGACAGAAACAAUACGAAAGUUGAAGGAUGCUCUGGUGGAGCGGGAUGAAGAAAUCAAGCGAGCCAGAGACGAAGGACUUAAAAUACAGAAAGAUCUGGAGUCUCAGCUGACGUCUGAGACUUCAGUGAAUCAGGAUUUGCAGGAGAAGGUAGAUAAGCUGACAGAGAGGAAAGAAGAACUAAAACAGCAGGUGGCUGACUUGACAGAUGAAUUAGAAGAAUCCAAAAAAGCUCACAGUAUUCUAAAUAAACGUUGGAAGGAAAAGUCUGAAGUGAUUGGUCAGCUGGAAAAACAAGUUCGGCAGAUGAAAGAUGUUUGGGAGAGCAAUGAGAAGAAACUAACUGAAGAGAGGGAUAAAGCUAUUCAGGGAGCAAGGUAA